AUAUCCGCCACAUCCAUCGUGGUCUGACGAUAGUCCCAACACGGAAUAGCCCCGAGGCUGACACCACCUACACGCAGACUUCUAUUGAGAACAUCGCUAGGAUUAAAAUUGAGCCACGAAAACCGAUCGCACAACCACAAUCAUCAGAUACUGUGAUAUUAGAGCGAUUGCUUAGUAGAGGUUACGACUGGCGGGUUCGGCCGCCGGCUAAGCAAGGUACGAUUCACAGCGGUCCAGUUGUGGUGACCGUCAAUAUGCUUAUAAGAAGUAUUUCGAAGAUCGAUAACGUCAAUAUGGAAUACAGCGUACAACUGACAUUUCGUGAAAGUUGGUUGGACGAGCGAUUGA
This is a messenger RNA of Ostertagia ostertagi, 348 nucleotides long. The record is from the annotation of a GenBank genome assembly. Lineage: Eukaryota; Metazoa; Nematoda; Chromadorea; Rhabditida; Trichostrongylidae.